Molecule: messenger RNA, 572 nt
Organism: Aspergillus ibericus CBS 121593
Lineage: Eukaryota; Fungi; Ascomycota; Eurotiomycetes; Eurotiales; Aspergillaceae
Exons: 2
Coding region: 65-382 (105 amino acids)
Source: RefSeq, a predicted model, not a curated record
CAGCACAUAUCUGAACAAGAAACUAUUUACUCUCAGUUUUAACCUCACAUCUACCGCAGUCACAAUGAAGACCGCUCUUAUCGCCGCAACCAUCUCCUCCAUCGCUGCCUUCGCCAGUGCCAAUCCCGUUGAGAACAGGGCAUUCCAAGUCGCCAUCACCUUCUGGGGCGCCGACGGUUCCUCUUACGGCCAGAACUUCCCAGCUGAUUCCAGCUCCCAUGCUAUCACCAACACGCUGUCCGUGACCAAUAUCUCCUCGGCUGGAGGCGGCUUCUGCAACUUCCACGGUGUUGACGGAAGCAGCACCGUGGUGAUUGGUGAGGAGAAGGUUCCUGUUAGCCCUCCACAGGCGCAGAUCCGGGGUUCUUGCGAUAUUCUUUAAAUGUUGAGGGACGCGCGUUCGCAGCUUGAACUAUGAUUAUGAGAUGCGGGUGGUUGGCUAGAGGAAGCUUUGCCUAGCAGAUUGAGGAGAUCGAUGACUUACGGGCUGUAUUAGAUCGUAUAUUUCGGUCAUGGGUUUGGUUUUGGCUGCUUCGUCAACGUCAAUUACUAUGAGCAUUUGCUAAAUCGCG